Molecule: messenger RNA, 1349 nt
Organism: Mesocricetus auratus (golden hamster)
Lineage: Eukaryota; Metazoa; Chordata; Mammalia; Rodentia; Cricetidae
Gene: Cebpzos
Product: CEBPZ opposite strand
Exons: 4
Coding region: 128-370 (80 amino acids)
Source: RefSeq, a predicted model, not a curated record
AGCUUCUACGCCAGAGUCCGCUCAAGGAGCCUAGCCAGAGCGCCGACGUCUCUGUGGGGCGGGACUAAAACCGGGGGCGGUGCGCCGUGGCGGUGCGCAUGCGCCGUCGGGGUGCGCAGGCGUCAGGAUGGCUCGAACCAUGGAACCACUGACAAGGAAGAUCUUUAAAGGAGUUUUAGCUGCUGAACUUGUGGGUGUUUUUGGAGCUUAUUUGUUGUUUAAAAAGAUGAACUCGAGCCAAGAUUUCAGGCAAACAAUGAGCAAGACAUUUCCCUUUAUUUUGGAAGUUUAUUACAAAUCCAUUGAAAAGUCUGGAAUAUAUGGAGUUAGAGAGAAAGAUCAAGUAAAGUGGUUGGAUAGCAAAAAUUAAGGGUGAGUAGAAUCUUAACUUAUUAUUCACUCUGAAGCGCUCAUUUCCUUUGCCUUCUGGAUUUUUGAGGGAUUCUCAUCUUCUUUUUGAAAUUUUUCUUUUUCUUGAUGAUACUUUUCACAUCUCUGUUGUGUAGCCAAUCAUCACGCUCAGCUUCCCACUUGAGUUGUUUGAAACCUUGGAGGGAGAAGGAAGAUGAGUCUAUGCCACCGUAGACUGACCCACAAAGUCCUCCUGAGUGGAACUGAAACCAGGCCGCGUGGCCUGUGCUCGCCACCCACUGUUGGUUGCUCUCCGUUUCUUUUCUUUUGUUUUUAUCGAGACAGGGUUUCUCUGUGUAGGUUUGGAGCCUUUCCUGUCACUUGCUCUGUAGACCAGGCUAGCCUCAAACUCAGAGAUCUGCCUGCCUCCCGAGUGCUGGGAUUAAAGGCGUGCCAAUGCCCGGCUAUUUUCUUAGAUGAGUAUUUUAGAAACGAAAGAAUACCGAAGGAUUUAUACUGAAAAGAUUUUUCUAUUUUUAUGAAAGAAUAGAAACUAAUAACAUUGGAAAUACUUAAAAAGGUCUUCAAAUAUACAAGAAUAAAUGCUUAGCCAAGUCAAAGUAAAACAGACUAAUUCUCCAAGGAAAAAAAUUGAGUCUAUAGUUAGUGUGGUUUAAUGUCGUACUCUGUGACAAGCUAGUUUUCUGCCGUUUAAGGAUAUCUAUAAGGAGAUACCAUUUAAAAAACUUGACUGACAAAUUCCAGGUGACCUGGUAGUGCAUACUUGUAGUCCUAUUGUUUGGGAGGUGGAGGGUGAAUAUCUCAAGGCUAGCCUGGGCUACAUAGUAAGUUUAAGAAAGAAGUCUAGGUUACACAAGACCCCAUUGGGGGAAAAACCAAUUUACUUACUUGCAUUAUCUUUGUUAGCCAUGGCGUUCAUGCCAAUAUUAUCAAACUUGGAUCCCAUGUUUUCAUCCAACAGAUGGCCAAACUUAAAA